AUGUCACCCAUCUCGUUGAAAGCCCUCUCUGUUCUGCGCAUGCUCGUUGGCACCUCUUGCCUUGUGAUCCCUCGACAGAUCGGCCCUCUGGUGGGCGUGAGCGUCGCCCCUGAAGCCGUGGUCUUUGCUCGUCUGGUCGGGAUCCGCGAUUUCGUACUGGGUGCUUACCUGUGGAAGAGGGUGCGGGAAUGGGAGGCCGCGCAGACUGUCGGAGGCACAGAAUCACAGCGAGCACCACUGAUUCACAAAAGGACGUCGGGCCUUGAGUAUGGAAAUAUUACCUCUGGCAUUCCGCAAACUGUCCCAAAUUCCGAGGCCUUUGAAGGGCCUACAACGACAACGCUUCGACAGAACAUGUGUAAUGAGAAUCUCCGCUCAGCGGUGUGGUUAGGACUGAUCUGCGAUGGCGUGGAUAUUGCUAGCUGCCUUGUGUGUACAAUCGAAGGCAACCUGUCCGACCUGGCAAAGAUCACGUUGGGAGGUGGUGCUUUUGUUGCUGCAGCUAUCGGGCCACAGCAUUUGUUGUAG
Rhinocladiella mackenziei CBS 650.93 is the source of this 528-nucleotide messenger RNA. RefSeq lists its product as uncharacterized. NCBI's taxonomy places the organism in Eukaryota, Fungi, Ascomycota, Eurotiomycetes, Chaetothyriales, Herpotrichiellaceae. The record is from RefSeq and is a predicted model, not a curated record. The coding region runs from base 1 to 528 and encodes 175 amino acids. The transcript has a single exon.